Castor canadensis (American beaver) is the source of this 6009-nucleotide messenger RNA. The record is from RefSeq and is a predicted model, not a curated record. NCBI's taxonomy places the organism in Eukaryota, Metazoa, Chordata, Mammalia, Rodentia, Castoridae.
UUGGGGCUGCAUGAGGUCUGUGCUCUGUGUGUGUAUGUGAAGAGAAGGGAUGUGGGGGCCAUGGGGCUAUUCCUGGGGCCUGCAGUUCCCUAAUAGACACAGUCUAGUGAUUGAUCCCAUUGUUACCCUUUCCAAGGGCCCCAACUCAGAAACCUCCUUCACUGCAGUCUAAGUACUAUCCAUUUCUGAAAAUGUCCUGCCUGUACAAAGCAUAAUCAUCUCUCCUUUGGGCCAGAAGACAAACAAUGAUUCCUUUUUGAGGAUAGAGGAAACAGGUUCCACAAGAUGUAGUAGCUAGCUCCACAUCUCCCUGCUUAUGAGCAAGAACGUAAGCCUUUUCCUUGUGCUGAAACAGUAAUCGCUAUCUACAUGUGGCUACUUAACUUAUUACAAGUAAGUAAAGUUUAAAAUCUGGUUCUUCAGUCUACUGGUGACAUUUCAAGUGUUCACUAACUAUAAGUAACUAGGACCUAUCAUAUCAGGCAAUGUUGAGAAUUAACAGGAUAGUGCUAGGCCUUCUCUAAUAUUUGGGAGUAAACAAGUUGUAUUCUGUGCUUCAUUUUCUUAAUUUGUAAAGUGGAGGUAAUGUGAACUAUAUGACAGUCCCUUGCCACACAAGCACUGAAUGUGUAGUUCUACUAGUGCGGUAUGUGGAAUGUUUAUCUUCCAAUGUGCUAGGCAUUAGUGAUGAUAUCCAUCCCUGCUGUGAGAAAACCUGGAACCAGUAAGAGAGCCAAGUGUGUAAAUAGUUGCAUUGGUGUAUCUCAUUCACUGUGGAAGUUUGGGAGCCAGGAGGGGCAUAUUUACAGAAGAGGAGAUACCAUGAAAAGCCUCAGAAAGGAUUGGCCUGUGAGCCAAGCUGUACGGUUUCCUCCAUAUGGCCAAAAUGAGAAUCUUUUUUUGAAGAGAAUAAGGAAAUAUUAAAGGAAGAAGGGGCUGGGGGUGGGGGCAAGUUGAAUAGCUAUUAUCCCCUUUAUGACACUAUCUCUGUGACCUACCUUGCUGAAUUAGCUGUGCCCUCCUCUGGGGCACAUGGCUAUGUUCUAGCUUUGCAGUGGCCUUUAGAGGUGCUCACAGUAAAGCUGGAUGACUUGAAGGUAUGGCAGCUGGUCACUCAACCCUUAUAGGACAGCCUUGCCUGGGUGAGCCAGCCAGAACCCUUUGUCACAGAUUUCUUUCCCAGAGUCUGAAAGUCCCUAAAACCAGAUUUUCAAACAGAACCAAGAGGGCGGCUGCCCAUUAACCAGUCCUCUCCUGGGAAUAUGCUUUUUGGGAAGUACAAUUCCCAGCCAAAUGGGGUGGGAAAGGUAAUCUCAGGUUGGAGUUAGCUAGACCAGUGCUUGGGGACCCACUCCAAUGUAAGAGCAGAUCUGCCUGGUGACUAAGCUGGGUUCUUAGACCAGGAUACUUUCUUCUCUGAAUUCUGCUUGAAUGGGCAUGUCUAGAGUCUUCUCAAACUACUACUGUUUGGUGCUUCUAUGACCGACAGGCAAGCCCCCAAGUGAUAACAACUAUGAUGAGUGUUUAAGAGUGAGUCUUCUGAGAUCUGUGUUUAGGUGCUGGUUGUGAUGUGAGGCAAAUUACUUGUUUUGGAGCCUUAUUUCCCCUGUGACUUUUUAGGAUGGUGUUUUGCCACUGCCUCUAAAAUGAUAAUUUAAUGGUCUUGGCCUGGGGGCUGGAGCAUAACUUCUGAUACAUUUCUUCUGCAAGUGGCUAAAAUGAUGAUCUGUUUUUCCAAGUCACUGAGAGGGGGAGUGUACUUUGCACAUUCUCACUAUUGCGCCCAUAAGCAGCCUGGGCUUUCAUAUUUAUCCCUAGAGACCUUACUGUCUCCAUCUGCUCUGGCUUCCCCCCGCCCCCCCAGGGCUGUCACUCAGACUUCCCUCUGCCUGGAAUGCCAUUUGCUGUUCCCUUAGUGCCUCCUGACUCCUUACAUUUAAACCUUCCACAUAAAUGUCAGCCCUUCAGAGGACAUCCUUGACUGCCUCCUUUUGCGUGGCCCUUCCCAGUUUCAGGUCACUGCUUGUUUACUUCCUUUAUACCAGUAGCUAUUUUAUUUCUGUUGCUUGUUUCCCUACAUUGGGAGACAAGUGACUCCGUGAGGUCAGGGACCACUUAAAAGCUUCUAGCCCAGACCCUAGAUGGUGGAAUGAGCCAAGUCCUGGGGCCUUUGCACAGUGGAACAGCUGGAUAAGGAACCAAGACUCUGGGACUAAUACUGAUUGCAGGGCCAGUGUUCCCCUUCUCCGCCCUUAAUGCCCGGCUCUUCAAGGGUGUGUAGAAAGGCCCAGAGUCUGGCUCCCUGUGGAAGCCCAUGCUCCACUAACCCAGGACCUGUGACAGCUCCGGAACUCCCCACCCACCAUCCGAUUGUGCCCGGGGAAUGGUUGCCCAGGUGACAUCAAACAGAGGGCGGGGCCAGGGAGCGAAGGGCGCAGCUUCGAGCAGGCGCGCAGAGGGGAGGCGGGCUCCUGGACGUUGGGAGGGCGCGCGCGGCGUGGGGCGCAUGCAGGGCCCGGGCGCCACGCUAUGCCAGAACACUCGGGAAGUGGGGCUCGCGCGCCAGGGCUCGGCCGCCUGCUACCACCGGGAGGGCGGUCCAAGUUGCCACUGGCUGCGGAAGCCACAGCUGCCACAGCUGCGCACCAGUUCUCCCGCCCCAUGGCCUUGGGUGCGCAAUGCCGAGUUGCCGAGGCCCGCCUGCGCCAGGCCCGAGAGGGUUCACACUGGCUGCAAACGCUGGACCCGCAGUCCCGCCUCUGCGUGUCUACCCGAGAUGCUCGCCCAAGCCCAGAGCGCUGCGGAUCCCCACUCCCUCGAUCCCCUGCACAUCCAGGCGCUGGAUGAUCCCCCGCUACCGCAGGACGGUGAGGCCCAGGGCGGUCUGCCAGUCUUGGCCCGUGGUGUCUGCGGUGACAAGACCUGGGAGCGGCAGAGGGUGGGCGUUCAGAUGAAGAGGAAAAAAAAGGAGCUGGAAAAGCCCUGGGCUCAGCCUCUAGCAUACCCCGUCCUUGCUCCAUCACGUCUCUCUUCAGGUUCCCUUGUCCUCUGGCGAGGAUUCUCCAAGACAUCUCACAUGGGCCGGCUCAGAAACGCCAAAAUCCACGUGGAGAGAGCUAUCAAGCAGAAGAAGAUCUUUAUGAUUCAAGGCCGUUACCCGGUAAUCCGGUGUCUCUUGCGCCGGAGGGGCUGGGUGGAGAAAAAGAUGGUCCAUCACACAGGCACCAUCAUUCCUCUACCUAAGAAGGACCUGGAUAGUUCAACAAUGGGUGACAGUGACACCACAGAGGAUGAGGAUGAAGAAGAGAAUGAGGAGUUCCAGCUGCCACAGCUGCUUGACUUGGAUGGAUUUCUGGAAUUUGAUGACCUAGAUGGAACUCAUGCUUUGAUGUCCCGCAUGGUUCGGAAUGAGAUUCCCUACCUCAUCUGGACCACACGGCGCGAUGUGCCGGACUGUCGCUUCCUCUCCAAGGAUCAGAUGAUAAACCACUAUGCCCGGGCUGGCUCCUUUACCACAAAGGUGGGACUGUGUCUCAACCUCCGGAAUUUGCCAUGGUUUGAUGAGGCUGAUGCCGACUCCUUCUUCCCACGCUGCUACCGCCUGGGGGCUGAGGAUGAGAAAAAAGCCUUCAUAGAGGACUUUUGGCUGACAGCUGCCCGCAACGUUCUCAAACUGGUGGUGAAGUCUGAGUGGAAGUCAUACUCUAUCCAGGCAGAGGAAGAAGAGGCCCCAGGAGACAAGCACCCCAAGAAACAAGAAAAAAAGCCAGUGACAGUGUCCUCAGAAUUUGUGGAUGAGGCUCUGUGUGCAUGUGAGGAACACCUCAGCAACCUGGCCCACACGGAUAUUGACAAGGAGCUGGAGGCUCCGCUCUACCUCAGCCAUGCGAGCUGGUCCCUCUUCCUCCAGCGCUACUACCAAGUAGUCCACGAGGGGGCAGAACUCAAGCACCUCGACACUCAGGUCCAGCGCUGUGAGGACAUCCUGCAGCAACUACGGACCGUGAUACCCCAGAUGGACAUGGAGGGGGAUCGAAACAUCUGGAUCGUGAAGCCAGGAGCCAAGUCCCGUGGAAGAGGCAUUGUAUGCAUGGAUCACCUGGAGGAGAUGCUGAAGCUGGUGGACGGCAACCCCAUGGUGAUGAAGGAUGGCAAGUGGGUGGUGCAGAAGUAUAUCGAGCGGCCCCUGCUCAUCUUUGGCACCAAGUUUGACCUGAGACAGUGGUUCCUGGUGACUGACUGGAACCCACUUACUGUGUGGUUCUACCGUGACAGCUACAUUCGCUUCUCCACACAGCCCUUCUCCCUGAAGAACCUGGAUAACUCGGUGCAUCUGUGCAACAAUUCCAUACAGAAGCACCUGGAGACCUCGUGCCAUCGACAUCCGAUGCUGCCCCCAGACAACAUGUGGUCCAGCCAGAAGUUUCAGGCCUAUCUACAGGAGUCAGGUGCUACGAACGCCUGGGCCAGUGUCAUUGUGCCUGGCAUGAAGGCUGCUGUGAUCCAUGCACUGCAGACCUCUCAGGACACCGUGCAGUGCCGGAAGGCCAGUUUUGAGCUCUAUGGUGCAGAUUUUGUGUUUGGUGAGGACUUCCAGCCCUGGCUGAUCGAGAUCAAUGCCAGCCCCACCAUGGCACCCUCCACAGCAGUCACCGCCCGUCUCUGUGCUGGUGUGCAAGCGGACACCUUGCGCGUGGUCAUCGACCGGCGGCUGGAUCGCAACUGUGACACGGGAGCCUUUGAGCUCAUCUAUAAGCAGCCUGCCGUGGAGGUACCCCAGUAUGUGGGCAUCCAGCUUCUGGUGGAGGGUUCCACCAUCAAGAAGCCCAUGGCAAUGAGUCAUCGGCGGAUGGGGGUCCGCCCAGCGCUCCCCCACCUGCUGACCCAGCGAAGCGCUGGGGAAGCCCCUUCCCACUUCCCCAGGCUCCAAACCAAGACCCAGCUACCUUCUUCCUGUGAACUCCGACCCCAAGGCCAGGUCCUCAGACUGCAGUACAGCAAGCUGGUGGGCUCUACGGCCCUGUCGACCACAGGCAAGGCCUUGAUGACUCUACCUACAGCCAAGGUUGUGAUGGCCCUCCCAUCUAACCCUGAACUUACGCUGGCACCCCGCAUCCUGAAGCUGGGAAAGGUGGGCCUCAAACUCACCUUCAGGGUCCCCAUCUUGGAAGUGCCUUGUGGUCUCCGCCCUUUGAAGUUGGAACUCUGCCUAGCAUCCACAGGAAGGUCAAGGCCAAAGGCAGUCUGCAGCAAACCUAAGGUGGAGGCGUGCCCCGUGAAGAGGCUGAGGCUCCCUACAGUCCCUUAGUUCUGCAUUCCAUAGGCUGGGGGAAUGGAGGAUAUAAGGCUAGAGAAACCCCUGCUCUUGACCCUCACUGCCUCUGUCGUGGCUCCAGUGUCAAAUAAAAAGGAGUAAAUGACAUAUUCUGGGCUUGGUGCCACUGCUGUUGGAACAGAUAGACUGUGGCCCACUACCCCAAGGCCCAGGGAAGAACUAGAGGCCAUUAGCAACUUUUCCAUGCAGCAAGGCCCAGAAUUCCUACCUAGUGACAGACACAGGGAUUCCUAUUCAGGGACUCAGGGUGGGGGGCGGGGGGGGUGUCAAUCUUAACUAUACAGAUGAGGAAACUGAGUCUGAAAAAGGGAAUGUGGUUGCCCAAGAUCAUGUGGCACUGAGUAGAAGGCAGGGACACAUUGUCACAUCUGCUGACCAAGGGCUGGCUCUCAAGUGGCAGAGCACCUGCCUAGCAAGCAUGAGGCCCUAAGUUCAAACCCCAGUACCACAAAAAGAAAAAAAAAAAACCAAAACUGCUGACCGUCAGGAGUCUAACUCUGUAAGUUAAACAGGGCCGGCAGAAUGCCAUCUAAUGACCAAGGAACAUUUGAUGAGACGGGGAAGAAUGACCUUGUCUAAACCCCUUCUCCACAGGGUGUGGGUCUGUCUGCUCCUCAGCCAGGAGCCAAAGCCAUCUAAGAAUGGGGUAUCCAAUAAGCCUCACCCAGGUGAAG